ACCAUGUCUGAGCUGGAGAAGGCGAUGAUCGCCAUCAUCGAUGCCUUCCACCAGUACUCCGGGAAGGAGGGAGACAAGCACAAGCUGAAGAAAUCGGAACUGAAGGAGCUCAUCAACAACGAGCUGCCCCACUUCCUCGGUGAAAUCAAAGACCAGGAGACUGUGGACAAAGUCAUGGAGGCACUGGACUGCGAUGGGGAUGCAGAGUGUGACUUCCAGGAGUUUGUGGCCUUCAUUGCAAUGGUCACUGCUGCUUGCCACGAGUUCUUUGAGCAUGAGUGA
Messenger RNA from Cinclus cinclus, 282 nucleotides. It is a transcript of the gene S100B, whose product is annotated as S100 calcium binding protein B. The record is from RefSeq and is a predicted model, not a curated record. The transcript has 2 exons. Lineage: Eukaryota; Metazoa; Chordata; Aves; Passeriformes; Cinclidae. Gene Ontology annotation, biological process: positive regulation of cell population proliferation; positive regulation of canonical NF-kappaB signal transduction. Bases 4 to 282 code for a protein of 92 amino acids. Gene Ontology annotation, cellular component: cytoplasm; nucleus. Gene Ontology annotation, molecular function: RAGE receptor binding; zinc ion binding; calcium ion binding.